AUGUUCAACAGUUGGCUGCGCGACCUUGUCGCGGCGGGGGAUACAUCGGAUGAGCUGCUCUUUGUCUGCGAUUCAAGCGUCCUUCAGUACAACUCGACCAGCCGAGAGGUAACAGCAGUCCUCUCCCUGGACUGGAGUCCAAACAGCAUGACGUACGCGCACGGCAUAUUGGCAGCAGGGGGGCCUAACAGUCAGCUAUGCGUGAAGGACCUUCGAGAAAAGCGGGUGCUACACCGCGACUCCUUGGGAGGGUCCGUCAACAACGCGGUGCACGUAGCAAGGAUGGCCCCAGGGCAGCUGGUUCUGUACGCCUGCAAUAAUGACUACAUCGUCAAGGUGUUCAACAUCGGCCCCCAGUCGCUGGUGCCAACAACCUCCUUCCGGACCCAAGUGCCCGUCAACUACUGCGCAUUGUCGCCGGAUGGUCGCCUCCUCUCCUGCGUGGGCGAUUCCACCGAAACCGUGGUCUACGCUGUACGAGAAUCGUCGUACACGCGGCUCUACUCGUUUCGGGAGGCGCAUGAUACAGGCAGCAGCACCGCCUGGUCCCCCAGCGGCACAUUUCUGGCGUCGGCUCAUCAAGACGGCACACUGGCCGUGUGGGAUGUGCGGGCCCCCACCGCAGUGCACAAGCGCCGGCUCGCCACGGCGUGCCGCAACGUCAAAUUUUCCCCAGGGGUUCUGGACCUGAUGGCCUUCGCCGAGCACGAAGACUUGGCACACAUCGUCGAUGUACGGCAAUGGUCCCAGGUGCAACAUCUCAACGCUGGUUGUGGCCAGGGUCGCGACAUCUCCGGCAUCAGCUUUACCGCAGGCGGCGAUCGCCUGUGGGUGGGCCUAGACGACUGUGUCAUGUCGUACGAUUUGGACUCGGUGGGCCGCAGGGCCUUCGCGUACGGCUGCCUUUGUUGA
Molecule: messenger RNA, 912 nt
Organism: Volvox carteri f. nagariensis
Lineage: Eukaryota; Viridiplantae; Chlorophyta; Chlorophyceae; Chlamydomonadales; Volvocaceae
Exons: 11
Coding region: 1-912 (303 amino acids)
Molecular function (GO): protein binding
Source: RefSeq, a predicted model, not a curated record